Aspergillus affinis is the source of this 2928-nucleotide messenger RNA. RefSeq names its product putative aminoadipate-semialdehyde dehydrogenase. NCBI's taxonomy places the organism in Eukaryota, Fungi, Ascomycota, Eurotiomycetes, Eurotiales, Aspergillaceae. The coding region runs from base 1 to 2928 and encodes 975 amino acids. Gene Ontology annotation, cellular component: cytoplasm. The record is from RefSeq and is a predicted model, not a curated record. Gene Ontology annotation, molecular function: phosphopantetheine binding; catalytic activity. Gene Ontology annotation, biological process: secondary metabolite biosynthetic process; amino acid activation for nonribosomal peptide biosynthetic process. The transcript has a single exon.
AUGGGGUCUCAAAGAGUGAAGUCGAAAGACGAUAUCGACAGCGAAACUUUAACAGGAAUCGCCAAAACAUGCAAUGUACCCGAAGAGCAAAUCGAGGAUGUACACAGCUGUACUCCUCUCCAAGUCCGACUCAUUGCAAGAGCCGAAGUCUUCCAUCUAGCUCUUGCUUUCGGGCCUGAUGCUGAUAUUGAUCGGUUCUGCAAGUCUCUGACUCAAGUGGUCGCCGCGAACCCUAUCUUACGCACGCGGUUCGUCAAUACUCGCCUGGGUAUACUGCAGGUCAUUACGAAUGAAGAACACAUCACGCAAACCAACUCUGGAGACCUUGACGCGUACCUCAAUGAUGAGGAGGCACACAAACUGGGCCUGGGAGUGCCUCUUUUCCGAUCGACUGUUAUCGGCAGGAAGUUCGUGGCAACGAUCCACCACGCCGUGAUGGAUUACUGGUCCGUGACCACCUUUUUCAAGGAAGAUGUAGUGGGCGCGUAUCAUGGCCAAUCUUUAAAAAAACGACCUCCCUUCAAAGACUUUGUGGCACAUGUCGCGAGCAUCGACGAGUCUGCGGCACAGGCCUUCUGGAGUCCUCGAUUCAAAGGCGUUCCCUCACUUUUCCCAACCGUGAGCCCGGGCUUUGCUCCCCAUGCAAAGCAGAUAGGGACGCGGAAAAUCGCAUUGAAGGGAAUUGGCGAAGGAUUGUCCCCUUCACAUCUAUCUUCCUUUGUCGCGGCAGCGUGGGCUUUGACGACGGGUGUUUACACGGGCAGCGAGAACGUCGCGUUCGGUCUUGUAUUGUCCGGUCGUUCAUCUGGUUUAAACGGCCUGGAAAAUACUCUAGGGCCCACAUUGGCUGAAGUGCCGAUACAGGUUAACUUGCCGCGGAAUUUAACGGUCGAAAAACUCAUCAAAGAUCGUGCUACGGCUUUGCGCCAGUUGCAAACACAGCCUACCCUGCAAUAUGGUAUCCAGAGCAUCGGCGCCCUCAGCGAUGCAGCCCGUAUCGCUUCCGGGUUUCAGGCCUUGAUAAACAUUCGUCCACCGUUACCGAUCGCUGCAGAGGCGACAGAUGUCCAGUUUGAAAGUUUGUUGUGGCCGCAGGGAUCAUUUAGUCUUGAACUGGUGUGUAGCCUCUACGAUGAUGGAAUUUUAGUUGAACCGAGGAAUGAUCCUGCUGUUCUUGAUGAUCGCCAAUUAGAUCGAGUUUUGAACCAAUUCGAGCAUACAUUGCAACUGCUCACGGAGGUUCCAUCACAGACAAAACUGGGGCAACUCCAGUUAUUAAAUCCACGCGAUCGUGCAGAGAUCCUAGAAUGGAACAAAAGCAUUCCUGAUUCGGUCGAACAGUGUGUACACGACGUGUUUCGUGCUCAAGCUCGCGCGCGCCCGGAACAAGUCGCAGUGGAAGCUAGCGAUGGGAAACUGAGCUACGGUGAACUAGACAAAUUGUCGGAUCGUCUUGCGAACGAUUUACGGAGGAGGGGUGUCGCUACUAACAAGCCUGUGGCUCUGAUAUUUGAAAAGUCUCUUUGGGCUAUUGUUGCCGUGCUUGGGGUCCUCAAGGCGGGCGGAGCAUGUGUACAGAUCGAUAAAUAUGCUCUGUAUGACUACAGAGCUGCUAUUGUCUCUACCACAGACGUCAAGAUCGUUUUGACAUCGUCUGCAGAGUACAGCAACUCCGCUAAUCUGGCACCGGAUGUUUUUGCCGUCAGCGAAGAAUCUAUGGCUGCACUUCCAGAGCAUAAUGGGCCUGUUGGUAAAGGGACGACCUCUCCAAAUGAUCUUGCCUAUAUCGUUUCUACCAGUGGAAGUGGCACGACGGCCCCGAAGGCAGUUAUGCUUGAGCACCGCAACCUGGUUUCGUCUUUGACCUCCCUCGCCGAACGACUCGGCUUGCAGUCUGAGUGCCGGGUGCUUCAAUUCGCCGCCCCUGUUUCCAAUACCAUUAUUGGCGAAAUGUUCGCGGCUCUCUUGUUCGGCGGAUGCCUUUGCAUACCGUCCGAGGCGGCGAGUGCAUUCAAUCUCGCUGGUUUCAUACAGUCCAGCAAAGUCAACUGGGCAUUUCUACCCCCAGGAGUAAUCCGGACGAUGUCGCCUGAUGAGUCCUCUAGUUUACAAUCCUUGGUCUCACUCGGUGAGCCCAUUGACGUCGAGACCGCGAACACUUGGGCCAGUGCAGUCCGAUUCUUCAACGGCUGGGGACUAUGCGAGGCAACCUUCCUCAGCACCAUCGCAGGAUUCAGCCCGAACUCAGAGUCCCCAGAAAGCAUCGGCCUCCCACUCGGUAGUGCUACCUGGAUUGUCAAACUCGGAAACCCCAACGAACUCACUCCCAUCGGCGACGUUGGCGAACUCUGGAUCGAAUCGCCGUCCGUCGCGCGCGGCUACCUCAACGACGACCCUAAAACAUCCACUUCCUUCAUCUCGCCACCUCUCUGGGCCUCAACCUUCCAGCGAAACGCAACCCGCUUCUGUCGCACCGGCGAUCUCGCCAAAUACAACGCCGACGGAAGCAUCUCCUUCAUCGGUCGCCAAGACAACCAAGUUAAGCUAGGUGGACAGAAAGUCCAACUCGAGGAGCUGGAGAGUCUUCUGGCCCGCUGUGCCCACAUUCGGGAGAUCGUCACCUCCGCGAAGAUCUCGGCCGGUCGGACGCAACUAGUUGCGAUCGUCUGUUUGGUGGAUCCGCGAUUUCCGAGGACUGCUGUGCUUCAGGAGUUGCCGGAUACUGAGAGGGAUGCUGCGAGUGAACGGCUGGAUCAAGUUCGUGACUACGCUCGGUCUAGGUUACCGGCUGAGAGGGUGCCUACUAUUUGGUUGAUGGUUGAGCGGUUGCCUCGAACCGUGUCGGGGAAGCUGGAUCGGGGGGCUAUAAGGGAGUGGUUGAAGGUUAAGGUGCAAUCUGUUGUGACGCCGCGGACACCGAUGUUUUGA